Messenger RNA from Prorocentrum cordatum, 3324 nucleotides. The record is from the annotation of a GenBank genome assembly. Lineage: Eukaryota; Dinophyceae; Prorocentrales; Prorocentraceae.
CCCCUCUCGCCGAGCCUCGGGGCGCGCCAUGCGUCCGCCGGCCGCCCGCGCCGCCUUCGCCGCCUGGGACAGGGGCUCGCCCGUCUGCGGCUUCGCUGGCCGCGGGCCAUGGGGUGCUGCGAGUCCCCUCACGCCAGGGGUUCGCUGUCCGAACACCUCGCCACGGACCACCUGUUCGGGAGGCCCUACGCGGGUGCCGCGUACCGGGCCGGGACGGACAGGUCGUCGCAGGCCUCGACCCUGGAGCACGUACCCUCCGGCAUCCGCGUGUGCGAGGAGGCGCUGGACUUGCGGGCUGCCGCCCCCGGCGAACCGACGCUGGUGCUCUACCACUACUCAACCUGCGCGGCGCUGGCCGUGGUUACCGCGGCGGACAUGGGCGAGGCGGAGACGGUGGCCGCCCUGUCGGAAGACGCGGGCCCCUUCGGCAGAGGGCUCUACACGACCGCCCUCGAGCCCGCCGCGUUCGGGUCCAAGGCCGCCGUGAUCGUGAACGGGCACUGGCCCCGCGCCGCGGAUGUGGCCGCCGAGGCCCGCGCGCCGCGGGCGGGCAGCCCACCCCGCGGCCCGCUCGACCCGCAGAGCCUGGCGGCCCGCCAGGCGAUCGCGGCCGACCCGCGGCACGCCAGCAGCGCUGACGUCUGCAUCCCGGUGCUGGUGCCGAGGCGCUUCGCCUACAGCAUCUGGGAGCGCCACACUCCGGACCUGGAGGGCGCGGGGUUGGCGGUGGGCUGCAAUCGCUGGGGGGAGCGCCAGUGGCCCAGCAGGGACCUCUGGGUGGUGCAGCUGUCCAGGGAGGGCUCCGCGGCCCUGCGGGGCGCGGGCGGCCCCCGCGGCCGGCUGGACGCGGCGAGGGCGAGGCUGAAGCACCUGGAGGCCACGCUGGGGAGGAGCCACCCCUCCACCCUGGCCGCGAUGAGCAGGCUGGCCUCGGUGCUGCAGGCGCUCGGGCGGCACCAGGAGGCCGAGGUCCUCUGCCGCUUCGUCCUGGAGGAGCGCCAGGCCGCCCUCGGCCCGGCCAGCCCGGACACCCUCGCGGCGCUGGACCAGCUCGGCAUGCUGCUGCACGCCGCGGGCCACCGCGGCGAGGCGGAGCGGCUCGUGUCGGCGCGCCUCGGGCCCGCGAGCCCCCGCACGCUGGCCUCGGCGGCCCACCUCGGCGCGGUGGUGCAGGCCGCGGGGCGGGCCGAGGAGGCGGAGGCGCUGCUGGCGAGGCUCGGGCCCCGCCACCGGGACACGCUGGCGUCGCUGGACGCGCUCGCGGCGCUGCUGCAGGGCGCGGGCCGGCACACGGAGGCGCUGCCGCUGAGCCGCCGGGCCUGCGGGGAACCGGCGGAGGCCGAGGCCGCGUGGCGGCGCGCAGUGGACCACAGGACGCAGCUGCUCGGCGGGUCGCACGCUGACACGCUGGCGUCUCUGAGCAGGCUGGCCUUGCUGAUCCACCGGCGCGGCAAGCACCGCGAGGCGGAGUCGCUGCUCUACUGCGUCCUCGAGGGCAGAAGGGCCUCCCUGGGCCAGACGCACCCGCGCACCCUGGAGACGCUGGACCACCUUGGGGUGGUCCUGCAGGACGCGGGCAAGCAGGAGGAGGCGUACGCCCUGGUCUCCCAGGCGCACUUGGUGCGAGAGAGCGACCUGGGGCCUCACCACCCCGACACCCUCGGCUCGCUCCACGCCCUCGGCCUGCUGCUGGAGGCCAUGGGGAGGUGCCAGGAGGCUCAGGAGAUCCUGAAGCGCGUGCUGGAGGCGCGGGAGGAGAUCCUCGGCCUUACGCACGCCGAUACGCUGGCAUCCCUGGACAAAGUCGCGGCCAUGCUGCAGUCUGACGGGCACCACCAGGAGGCGGAGGCGCUGCUGUGGAAGCUGCUCGCGGGCCAGGAGGACGCGCGAGGCGCCAGGCACCCCGACACCCUGACCACGGCCAGCAGGCUAGGGGUGCUGCUGCAGGCGAUGGGCAGGGCGCAGAUGGCCGAGCCCGUCCACCGGCGCGCGCUGGAGGGGAGGCAGGCCGCCCUAGGGCCGGACCACCCGCAGACGCAUGCGUCCCUGGGCCAGCUGGCCACGGUGCUGCACGCCCAGGGCCGCCACCGCGAGGCCCAGCCGCUCUACCGCGCGGCGCUCCGGGGGCGGGAGGAGGGCCUGGGCCCCGAGCAUCCGCACACGAUCACCUCGGCCAGCAACCUCGCGAUGGUGCUGCAGGCCCUGGGCCACUUCGAGGAGUCCGAGCAGCUGUACCGCCGAGUGAUCGAGGCCAGGACGCGGGCCCUGGGCCGCGCCCACCGCGACACGCUCGGGUCGCUGGACAACCUCGCGGCCCUGCUGCAGGCGGCGGGCAAGGCCGCCGAGGCGGAGCCUCUGCUGCGGGACGCGCUGGAGAGCCGCAGGGCUGCGCUGGGCCCCAAGCACCGCGACUCGCUCGCCUCGCUGGACGCGCUGGCGGCGCUGCUGCAGGUCCUCGGCCGGCCCGCAGAGGCAGAGCCGCUGUGCAGGCGGGCCCUCGAAGGCAGAGCGGGCUCGCUGGGCGAGGGCCACCCGGAGACGCUGACCUCCUGCGGCCGCCUGGGGGCAGUGCUGAAGGACCUCGGGCGCUACCGCGAGGCCGAGAUCCUCGGCAGGAGGGCCCUCGCUGGCAGGGAGGCGGUGCUGGGGCCCUCGCACCAGGAGACGCUGACGUCGCUCAGCAAGCUCUCGUCGAUCUUGGAGGCGCUCGGGAUGCGCGAGGAGGCAGAGCGACUGUGCCGGAGGGCGCUGGAGGGCCGGGAGGCGAGCCUGGGCAGGGAGCACCCGAACACCCUCACGUCGCUCUGCAACCUGGGCUCGCUGCUCGCGGCGUCCGGGGCGCUCGUGGAGGCCGAGCGUCUGUGCCGCGAGGCGCUGGAAGGCCGGCGGCGGGUGCUGGGGACGGCGCACCCGGGCACGCUCUGCUCCAUGGCGGCGCUGGGGCGCGUGAUGUGCGAGGCGGGCAGGUGCGAGGAGGCCGAGGACCUGACCAGGCGGGCUAUGGAGGGCCGCGAGCGGGCCCUGGGGCCCAAGCAUCCCGACACCCUCGCGUCGGUGGACUCCCUGGCGGCGGUGUGCCAGGCGCGGGGCAGGCUGAGCGACGCAGAGGAGCUCUGCCGGCGGGCUCUGGAGGGCCGCGAGGUGGUCCUGGGGCCCCACCACCCGGACACGGCGCAGUCGUGCCACCGCCUGGUCGGUGUGCUCCGGGCGGCUGGCAGACGCGAGAGCGCGGAGGCGCUGCAGCAGGUGGCCGAGGCGAGGGCCCGGAGCCGGCAGGCCCUGCAGGCAACCGAGGCCGACGAGGCGGUCCAGGAGCUCUGCUGA